GGCGAGGAGGUGGCGGCAGCGGCACAGGACCGUCCGAGACUCUCGCCGCAGGCAGCUGGCCCUCAAGGUCAACCAACCCCGAGUGUCGUGUAACAUGUGCUGCGGCGAGCCCUUCUAGCGGUCGAGGCCAUGCCGCAGCGCAGGUACCCUGGACCUUCCACAGCUGCCAGGCUGUCACGACAGUGACGCCCGACAUGCUGCUGAGCGGCUGGUCGCUCUGCCUGGUCCUGGGCACGGUGCUGGCGCGGAAUGGCAACUGGACUCGGCUCGGGGGCGACCGCCAGCGACGCUACGUGCGCUUCCCCCCCGGGGAACGCCACGUGUACCCCAGGCCGCCGCCUGCAGCCUACUACCAGGCCGGCGGUGCAGGGCCUUACCGGCACGGCGCCUGGCUGCCGCUGCGACACAAGCCACCCGUGAUGGGACACCGGAGUCCUCGACUGGUGUUCCGCGACCCAGAUGUUCCUGGCACGCUGCAUGCCUCUUCUCAGUUGCACGGCCUGCAGGACCUUCUGGACGAAGACCCCAGAGGGUGUGGUGUGUCCAUUGGGAAGCUGGGGCCCUCCCUCGGUGCGCAGAGGAGAAUUGUGGGCGGAGACGAGGCUGGCUUCGGCAGCUUUCCCUGGCAGGCGUACAUUCGCAUCGGCUCCAGCAGAUGUGGCGGUUCGCUGAUAAACAGAUACCACGUGGUCACGGCUGGUCACUGUGUCGCCAGGGCGGCGGCGCGCCAGGUGCAGGUGACGCUCGGCGACUACGUCAUCAACUCGGCGGUGGAACCAUUGCCCGCCUACACAUUCGGCGUGCGCGAGAUACGUGUGCACCCGUACUUCAAGUUCACGCCACAGGCCGACCGCUACGACGUGGCAGUGCUGAAGCUGGACCGUCCUGUGCAGUUCAUGCCGCACAUCGCGCCUAUCUGCCUGCCUGAGAAGAACGAGGACUUCCUGGGCCAGUAUGGCUGGGCGGCGGGCUGGGGAGCGCUGCAGGCAGGCUCCAGACUGCGGCCCAAGACGCUGCAAGCCGUGGAUGUGCCUGUGAUCGACAACCGGCUGUGCGAGCGCUGGCACAAGUCAAACGGCAUCAACGUCGUCAUCUAUGAAGAGAUGAUGUGCGCCGGAUAUCGCGGCGGAGGCAAGGAUUCUUGUCAGGGUGAUUCUGGUGGCCCGCUGAUGAUGGAGAAGUCCGGCCGCUGGUUCCUCAUCGGCAUCGUGUCAGCAGGCUACUCGUGUGCGCAGCGCGGCCAGCCAGGCAUCUACCACCGCGUGGCACACACUGCCGACUGGAUAUCCUAUGUGGCGGGCUCGUAGCACCCCCCAGUGCCUGUCUCAGCCACUCGAGCCAGCCAGGCAUCUACCACCGCGUGGCACACACUGCCGACUGGAUAUCCUAUGUGGUGGGCUCGUAGCACCCCCCAGUGCCUGCCUCAGCCACUGCCUCAGCCACUCGAGCCAGCCAGGCAUCUACCACCGCGUGGCACACACUGCCGACUGGAUAUCCUAUGUGGUGGGCUCGUAGCACCCCCCAGUGCCUGCCUCAGCCACUGCCUCAGCCACUCGAGCCAGCCAGGCAUCUACCACCGCGUGGCACACACUGCCGACUGGAUAUCCUAUGUGGUGGGCUCGUAGCAGCCCCCAGUGCCUGCCUCAGUCACUGCCUCAGCCACUCGAGCCAGUCAGGCAUCUACCACCGCGUGGCACACACUGCCGACUGGAUAUCCUAUGUGGUGGGCUCGUAGCACCCCCCAGUGCCUGCCUCAGCCACUGCCUCAGCCACUCGAGCCAGCCAGGCAUCUACCACCGCGUGGCACACACUGCCGACUGGAUAUCCUAUGUGGUGGGCUCGUAGCAGCCCCCAGUGCCUGCCUCAGCCACUGCCUCAGCCACUCGAGCCAGUCAGGCAUCUACCACCGCGUGGCACACACUGCCGACUGGAUAUCCUAUGUGGUGGGCUCGUAGCAGCCCCCAGUGCCUGCCUCAGCCACUGCCUCAGCCACUCGAGCCAGCCAGGCAUCUACCACCGCGUGGCACACACUGCCGACUGGAUAUCCUAUGUGGUGGGCUCGUAGCAGCCCCCAGUGCCUGCCUCAGCCACUGCCUCAGCCACUCGAGCCAGCCAGGCAUCUACCACCGCGUGGCACACACUGCCGACUGGAUAUCCUAUGUGGUGGGCUCGUAGCAGCCCCCAGUGCCUGCCUCAGCCACUGCCUCAGCCACUCGAGCCAGCCAGGCAUCUACCACCGCGUGGCACACACUGCCGACUGGAUAUCCUAUGUGGUGGGCUCGUAGCACCCCCCAGUGCCUGCCUCAGCCACUGCCUCAGCCACUCGAGCCAGCCAGGCAUCUACCACCGCGUGGCACACACUGCCGACUGGAUAUCCUAUGUGGUGGGCUCGUAGCACCCCCCAGUGCCUGCCUCAGCCACUGCCUCAGCCACUCGAGCCAGUCAGGCAUCUACCACCGCGUGGCACACACUGCCGACUGGAUAUCCUAUGUGGUGGGCUCGUAGCACCCCCCAGUGCCUGCCUCAGCCACUGCCUCAGCCACUCGAGCCAGUCAGGCAUCUACCACCGCGUGGCACACACUGCCGACUGGAUAUCCUAUGUGGUGGGCUCGUAGCACCCCCCAGUGCCUGCCUCAGCCACUGCCUCAGCCACUCGAGCCAGCCAGGCAUCUACCACCGCGUGGCACACACUGCCGACUGGAUAUCCUAUGUGGUGGGCUCGUAGCACCCCCCAGUGCCUGCCUCAGCCACUGCCUCAGCCACUCGAGCCAGUCAGGCAUCUACCACCGCGUGGCACACACUGCCGACUGGAUAUCCUAUGUGGUGGGCUCGUAGCACCCCCCAGUGCCUGCCUCAGCCACUGCCUCAGCCACUCGAGCCAGUCAGGCAUCUACCACCGCGUGGCACACACUGCCGACUGGAUAUCCUAUGUGGUGGGCUCGUAGCACCCCCCAGUGCCUGCCUCAGCCACUGCCUCAGCCACUCGAGCCAGUCAGGCAUCUACCACCGCGUGGCACACACUGCCGACUGGAUAUCCUAUGUGGUGGGCUCGUAGCACCCCCCAGUGCCUGCCUCAGCCACUGCCUCAGCCACUCGAGCCAGUCAGGCAUCUACCACCGCGUGGCACACACUGCCGACUGGAUAUCCUAUGUGGUGGGCUCGUAGCACCCCCCAGUGCCUGCCUCAGCCACUGCCUCAGCCACUCGAGCCAGCCAGGCAUCUACCAUAAAGUGGUGCAAACCAUGGCCACGUUGUCUGGCGAAUUCUAAAAUACUUGUAACCUUCGGGGCCUAUCAGCCACCAACCACAGAUUUGAUUGGAAGAUUCGAGCCUCUACCAGAAGACACUGGUACAGAAUAUGAAGCACGAAGCCAUCACCGCGGUGCAUUCUGGACCAGGAUGCCCCAUGUGGCCAGUUUGUGUCCAGUCCCUAGGGAUGCAGCAAGGAGGACCACCAGGCACUCCACAACACUCUGCGCACUCUGCGCACUCUGCGCACUCUGCCCACGCAGCACUGGCCCGCAGCCUCUGCCAGAAGACAGCGGUCCCGUAACUCGAACUUUUUGCUAAAACCCCACUCAGCUUAUUGCAAGUUGUGUUCGUCGUCUACUGUUGCUUCUGUUACCGUGUAUUCAUGCCGUGCAUCAGGUAUCAGUGAUUUCCCAAAAGAGUGGCACAAUUUAUUAUCAACGAAGUGUUAAUUAACGUGAAUUCGAUCGGUUCAAAUAAUGAACUUACAAAAAAACAGAUACUGAUAUCGACUCAGUUGUACAAUUUAUUUCAUCUGAAAAACCUAUAACUUUAUACACAAAAAGUGAGAAAAUUUUGAUGUGUAUGGACAGAACAACAAAAGUGUCAUUUUACUCACAAUUUUGAGAAAAUUCACAAUCAUUGACGUCAGUGCAUUAAAUUUCGUCAAAGUGAUAUAAUUUGGUUGUAAGUUACCACCUCACACAAAGUAUUAAAAAAUAAAUAUUUUAUAAUGUGACCCUUACCCAAUUAUGUCUAUAAACGAAAUAAAUUCUAUGUAAUAGUAGUUAUCUAAAAUUCAAUUAUGUUAUUAUGUUUUUAUCUCAUUAUAAGGUAACUGAAAAUUUACAAUAUAAACACAACAUAAUUAUUUUUAAAAUUAUUUCAACAUAUAAUAAAUUUAUGGCAUUUCUUUCGCCCCUGAAUAUUAAUUUUAUAAAUGAUAUAACUUGAACAAAAAGUAUAAAUUUGUAAUUAUAAGAAAACCAUAUAAGUAAAAAUUAAUGUAUAUUUUUUAUUUAAAGAUUACUUGAUACAUAUUUAUGUGAAUUUCAAAUGUGAAAUUAUACAAGUGUGCAGCGAUAAAAUAUUUUUCUUGUAUGUAUUUUUGAUUUUACAGCAGAUUCAGUGAAGUUUGAUCGUGUUUAAUUUAUUUUAACAAAUGUAAAAAAGAAAAUAGAUAUAUAAAUUAAAGUUGAUAGUAAUACUGCAUAUUAUAUAGUUUCUAAAUAUAUUGUGAACAGUUCAAAAUUAAUUAAUUAUAUAUGUUUUUGAACUGACUAUGUUUUAUAGUAAAGUUGUUGUGUUUUU
Messenger RNA from Bacillus rossius redtenbacheri, 4560 nucleotides. Its product is annotated as serine proteinase stubble-like. The record is from RefSeq and is a predicted model, not a curated record. NCBI's taxonomy places the organism in Eukaryota, Metazoa, Arthropoda, Insecta, Phasmatodea, Bacillidae. Bases 195 to 1307 code for a protein of 370 amino acids. Gene Ontology annotation, biological process: proteolysis. Gene Ontology annotation, molecular function: serine-type endopeptidase activity. The transcript has 8 exons.